Lactuca saligna is the source of this 825-nucleotide messenger RNA. The record is from the annotation of a GenBank genome assembly. NCBI's taxonomy places the organism in Eukaryota, Viridiplantae, Streptophyta, Magnoliopsida, Asterales, Asteraceae.
AUGCCUAGAAUUUGGAACCGGAUUGCGGGAGUACAAGAUGAUUUGAAGCUAUUCGAUAUUGAUCUAGAAGAAUUAAUGGUUAAAAAAAUUGGAGCUGGAGAAGAGACCAUGUUUUGGUUGGAUAGAUGGAUUGGAGAUUCGACUCUAAAGACAUCCUUCCCUGAAGCAUACAAACUAGAACGCUACAAACACUGUAAAAUCAGUGAUCGCUUACAAAAUGGUGACUUGAUCUGGGAUUGGAAGUCAGUACCAAGAACUUUGGAGUCGGUUAGUGAGAUUGCUCUGCUUGUCUCCAGAAUUAGUGAUUUCCAAACUGUGCAGGGAAAUGAUAAGUGGGUGUGCACCUUAGCUAGUGAUGGGGUAACCUGUUUCAUGUGGAGGGCAAAAUUGGAAAGAAUCCCAACUGCUUGUGCUCUCCUUAAGCGCGGUAUCCGGAUCACUUCCCCAAUUUGUUCUUAUUGUAAGAAUGCAGAAGAGGAUACAGCCCAUGUACUCUUUCGAUGCUCAAUGGCUGUAAGGGUAUGGGAAUGGGUUCUUAGCUGGUGUGACCUCCAAAAUAUUCACUUUGAAUCCGCUGAAGAGCUGAUGGCAUUCGCAGCGCAGUGGGGAUCAUGUGAGAUGAAAAGGAGAGUUUUAAUUAGUAUUUGCUAUGGGACUACAUGGUUUCUUUGGAAGGCAAGGUGUGAUUGGGUGUUCAAAAAAUUAAGAACAUCCCUUGCCAAAGUGGUUGACUCGAUAAAGUCCACGGUGUUUCUUUGGAUGAAAUAUAGGAGAAAACAUUGCACUUUGCAAUGGAUUGAUUGGUGUAUCAAUCAUUUUAUUUGA